Molecule: messenger RNA, 441 nt
Organism: Babesia ovata
Lineage: Eukaryota; Apicomplexa; Aconoidasida; Piroplasmida; Babesiidae
Product: ring-hydroxylating large terminal subunit, putative
Exons: 1
Coding region: 1-441 (146 amino acids)
Source: RefSeq, a predicted model, not a curated record
AUGCCGGUAACCCACCUGCUUGACGAUGUUGUCCAUCAAAGGCAGCGAAUCAGUGUCGGCGCUGAAUGCUGCGUCUGGGAAGCCCAGGCCAACAAGGCCGUCAAAUGGCAGGUCACCAAAGGGGUGGUCACUCUCGUAGGUGGCCAGCCCCAGAGACUGAUUCUUGACUUCCAGCGGGCCGAUCCUGACGGUGUCAGAUCCAAGUGCCAGGACUGCAAGGUAAUCAGCUACGUCAUGUGCUCACGUACCGCAUUCUCCGGUGCCGUACUGUAUGUACGCGUUGGAGGCAGCACUACCAGGUGCCGCUUCCUUGUACGUGCUCGACUGCGUGGAGUCGAAUUGCCUGUGCCUGGCACAUCCGUUGCUGUAGGCAUUUUAGAAACAGCGCCAUUUGCACGCCUUACCUCGAACACUGCUUUGAAGGAAUCCAGAGUUGGCUAG